Messenger RNA from Diorhabda carinulata, 3335 nucleotides. RefSeq names its product cytochrome P450 315a1, mitochondrial (gene sad). Bases 299 to 1696 code for a protein of 465 amino acids. NCBI's taxonomy places the organism in Eukaryota, Metazoa, Arthropoda, Insecta, Coleoptera, Chrysomelidae. The transcript has 2 exons. Gene Ontology annotation, molecular function: monooxygenase activity; oxidoreductase activity, acting on paired donors, with incorporation or reduction of molecular oxygen; iron ion binding. The record is from RefSeq and is a predicted model, not a curated record.
AGAUCUUAACGCGCAUGUAUAAAUAAGAAAACCGCCAUAGAUGUAAUCAAACUUCGGGGUCGGGAUCCGGGGUUUUUGAACCUACAAAAUACACUCUUGCGAGUUCCGUUACGAACCGAUCCCGAAACAACUAAUAGCGUCCGACCGAAUAAAUAAUCGAUUCGUCGUGCCGUAUUUUCAUCGAACAAUUGCUACGUCGACUGGAUUCGGAAUUGACGAAAACGAGCCUACUUAGGCGGAGUGAAUUCAGCUUCAUUGUUACAAGUGCGGUAGUCGUUAUAAGUCAACUCGAGAGAAAAUGUUCGUAAAAAAAAUCACAACAACAACAUGUAGUUUAAUUAUAAGAAGGAAAUAUUGUUCGGUUAAAAAUUUCGAAGAUAUACCCUCGACUAGAGGACUGCCUCUGAUUGGUUCUACUUUUUCAUUAGUAAUUACGGGGGGGCUCAAGAAACUUCAUAAAUAUAUAGAUAGACGGCAUAACAAAUUAGGCCCUAUAUUUAGGGAUAAUGUCGGACCUGUUACUGCUGUAUUUUUAUCAGAUCCUGAUGAAAUGCGUGCAGUUUUUGCUAAAGAAGGAAAAUAUCCAAAACUAACGAAACCGUCAUCGUGGUUGUUGUAUAACGAAAAAAACAAUUAUUCUCGCGGAUUAUUUUUCAUGGAGGGCGAGGAAUGGCACCAUUUCAGGAGGAUAAUGAAUAAAUUAUUAUUAAAAGGAGAUUUUUCGUGGAUAGAAACGUCUUGCGACGCGGCCACUAGUUUAUUGAUAGAUCGGAUAAAUCCGAACGAGGAAUUCAAAAAUUUAGAAGCCGAAUUAUACAAAUGGUCUUUGGAGGUGAUAGUGUCCGUAUUAAUAGGCGGCGAUAAUUAUAAACGACGUUACGAAGAAAUAGAAAAUUUAGUGGAUCGAUUAUCGUCGACCGUAAAUUUAAUAUUCAAACGCACCUCCGAGUUGCAAUUGAUCCCGGCGGAAUUGGCUCUAAAAUUGAAUUUGAAACGUUGGCGGAAUUUCGAAGAAUCCGUAAAACGUUCGUUAAAUUUAGCGAACGAUCUGAUCGAUCGCAUCAGAAACGAAAACGACGGAUUAAUAAACAAAAUGAAACAGGAAAAUAUAAACAACAAGGAUCUGGAUCGGAUAAUAAUCGAUUUGAUAAUAAGCGCCGGCGACACCACGUCCUACACCAUGAUCUGGAUACUGUUUUUGAUGGCGAAACAUAAAAAUCACCAAACGAAAUUGAGACAAACCCUCCGAUCCGAUCCGAAAACGAAUUAUUCGAAAAACAUAGUGAGGGAAUCGUUGAGAUUGUAUCCGGUGGCCCCGUUUCUAACCAGAGUCCUGCCGGAGGACGCCGUCAUCUGCGGUUAUAACGUACCCGCCGGUACCGCGGUGGUGAUGUCCGUUUAUACGAGCGGACGGAACGGAAAAUACUUCAAACGCCCCGACGUCUUUUUACCGGAGCGAUGGGAUCGGGGUGGAAUGAACGAUUCGUCGGUUCGACAAGCUAGUUUACCCUUCAGUAUGGGUCCUCGGUCGUGCGUCGGGAAAAAAAUCGCCGAAAUUCAAUUGACCGUUACGCUUUCGAAACUAAUCGAAAAUUUUAAUAUCGAUGUCGUUAACGACGAAGAAAUCGAUGAUGUACUCGUGAUGGUACCGCAACCGUCUAAACCGUUGAGGCUUAUUUUCAGAAAUAUCACUUAAUAUUUCAAAUUUAAAACGAGGGCGACGUUGUCGGACUUUGAAAACUGUACGGGAAUCGAGGAAACGCGAUUGAGGUUAUGUUGAUGAAAUAUGGCUAUUAAAUAACAAAACUGCGUAUCUAGAGGACGUUUUAGACGUUUAGUAUAUGGAUAUGUUGUCUAUGGACGUCCCGAAACACGUUUCCGUCACUGUAAUUGUAAAAAAACUCCGAUAAAGACUAUUUUCCAGCUCUAAAUACUAAAAAUUACAUUUUUAGCUUGUAAAUAAGAUUUUAACUCCCGUGGUUUCCAAUGUUUUCAGGAUAGAAUCGAAUCGUUCGUUGAAGGUUAUGACAGCGAAAAACGUGACCGGUUUCAACCGGUUUCGGUCCGAAAUGCUUCGGAGCAAAAGUCCAGAUUAACGAAUUUUAGAUUUAUAUUUGAAUCUCCCUCGUAUAAUAAUACACACGGGGCUGUAAAUAUUUAGUAAAUUUUCAAACGAUGUUUGCUCAAAUUUCAACUCGGAUUGUUACAAUCUUCGUUAUCUUCUUCUUUUGUUUUAAUAACGUCUGCAAAUUUGAUAUUUUUCGGUUUUAAGACAUUAUUUUUUACCGUUUUUCAAAAUUGUGCUCUUUAUGAUUGUUUUAACGACUUUAUUUACCCAAUUUUCACGGUUUUAUACAUAGAUCUGAACUGUGUAAUGUUUUACUACUUUUAAAUAACAAAAUUGUACCUGCGCAUUCACCAAAUAUGAAAAAUUGUUUGUAUGUAUUCAAAAAAAAAUGACAAAUGUUACAAAUUCUCAAAUUUCGAAUGAAAUUUUUUAUUAUUUAUACAGGUUGUCCCACGACGAGUUAAAACUAUCCGUAUAUAUGGGAAAAUACUUAUAGUAGAAUCGUGAAAAUUUGUACGUUUGGGUUUUAGGAUACGAUCUUUUUAACUAAAAUAUUUUCAAAGAUGGCCGACUUCCGGUUCUACUUGAAAUCGAAUGUAACUUUGUUAUUUUAAAUAAAACACCCUGUAUAUUAAUACAUUUUUAAAAUCUACGUCAAAUUUUAGUAAAUUUUUGUCUAAAAACUUUUUUCGAAAAAUGCAUACUUUUCGAGUUAUUAAUUUUUUUGUAAAAAAUUUGACCCUUAUAAAUUAUUUUUUUACGUUGAUACCCUUAAAGAUAUGAAAAUUUUUUUUGUUCGGUUGUUUUAAGCAAGGUCAGACGUAUUUGAAUCUAUGUCGAAAAAUUUUUCAUUUUAUACGGGGUGUGUAUAAAAAGUGUUCAAAGUUUAACUUCAAAAAUAUCAAUUUUUUUCAUUUUUUUAAAUAGAACCGCCCCGUUUUUUCUAUUUUAAAGCAUUCGGGGGUAAAAAAUAAGGCAAAUUCAGUAUAUUUUCCUAUACCUCACCCUUAUUCAACCACCCUGUAUAUAAAUUUAAAAGUAGACAUCGAUAUAAGCUAAAUAAAAUUUAUAAAAAACUUCGUAGCGUCGAUUUGUACAAACGUGAACAAACUUUGGUAAUCCCCUUGUAAUUAUGAUCAAAAAAGGGCUUUUCAGUACACCCCUAAUAGAAUAUUUUUGGGAAUCCGUAUUUAAUUGUGUCUUUCGCAGCUCAAAUCUACGUUUAGCUACACAGUUGUUUGUAAAUAAAUAAAAUAUGAUAAUUUAA